AUGUUACUACCCGUUGAAGGAAGAAACACAAAGAGCAUCACUAUAGUGACCACAGAGUCAACAACAACGAAAAGGACAACACAGUCAACAUCAGCUGAAUCAACAACCGUAUCAACAACAACCAAUGAAGCUACAACAUCACAAAGCACUACAUCACCAAUACCAACAAUUACAGAAAGCACCACACUGCCAACAACCUCAGAAUCAUUAACGACAGAUGUCAUAACACCAACAACAUCUACUCCUACGUCUCAAGGAAACACAGAGAACACAGCUAUAGUGACCACAGAAUCAACAAUAAUGAAAAGGACAACACAGUCAACAACAGCUGAAUCAACUACUGUAUCAACAGCAACCAGUGAAGCAACAACGUCACGAAGCAAUAUAUCACCAAUACCAACAAUAACGGAAAGCAUCACACUGCCAACAACCUCAGAAUCAACAACGACAGAGGUCAUAACACCAACAACAUCUACUCCUACGUCUCAAGAUAUAAUUGGAAGACAUGCAGUGAAGAAGAUCUAA
Saccostrea echinata is the source of this 525-nucleotide messenger RNA. RefSeq names its product integumentary mucin A.1-like. NCBI's taxonomy places the organism in Eukaryota, Metazoa, Mollusca, Bivalvia, Ostreida, Ostreidae. The coding region runs from base 1 to 525 and encodes 174 amino acids. The record is from RefSeq and is a predicted model, not a curated record. The transcript has 4 exons.